CAUGUUUCGUAAAUUAAAGAGAUUUACCGAGUGAUGGAGACGAAACCCAGGUCUGAUAGGACAUCACGAACCUGUAUCAGUGCCAUAGAAAGAAUUUAUCGUUCGUCUUCCUUGAUUGAAUGGCGCAGCUGACCCCUGAAUAACACAGAAUGAACUUCCUUUAUGCUGGACGUACACGAAUGAAAGGAUUUUGAAUUGAGCAUAUGCCGAAAUGUUCGAUGGUUUGGUGCCUGUGUUAAUGCGGAUGAUUCCAAAUUUAAUUCAAGUUGCGUGACGACGUCAUCAAAAAAUGUCGAAGGUGAACCGUGAGUUGCUUAAGCUAACUUCUUUUCUGCGGCUCUAUUCUUUUUGCAUAAAAAAAAAACAGGAAACUGUGAAGACAAAAAUGUGGGUCGAAUAAACAAUUCGGCCGUUUGACACACAAUGGGCAAUUAUUGCACCCACCUAAGGUAAAUAGACUUUGUUAUUUUUUUAUACGCAACUAAAAUAUCUCAUUUCGAAUUAAUAGUCUAAUUUUGAAAAGACUAUCUGCACUCGUUAGCAUGUCUUAUUGCUAGGGUCAAAUGAAGAAACUGUUCGUCGUUAAAGCUCUCCUUCCAUUUGCAAGUGGAACGAACUAACAAGAAAUUCUUCUCAAAAUUAUAACACCCGUUUUUGUACCAUCGGAAAACGCUUAUACCUUGGGCAUUCUGCGUUCAUCAGCCUCUUUAAGGCCCAAGCGUUUAAACUCGCACUUGUAAAAAGUAUAAAAGGAACUAAGAAAAUGUUGCCCAAUCUAAAUAGUUUGAAAGCAUUCAGGAUAUUCGGUUGUGUUCUGCUCUGCUCGUCUUUCGGGAAGAAAAGGGUCAAUCAACAAUCCCCUUACACAGGAUUUGAAAAAUGAAACGUUACAAAUCCUUGAACUUACUUUUACUUCAAACGUUCUUUUUCUUCCUAUUGUUGUCUGAAAUGUUUGGUCUACCGCAUUGCGUCAAAAGGGGGAAACGUCAGACGUCUGGUGGCGUCACUGAAGAAAAGCUUUCGGUGAAAAGCAGCGAUUCCGGGAAGUUGGGCGAUCCCCGCAUCGUGAAAGACGUCGGGAAAAAACUGGAAAAGCCAAGAUGGCUGGGCGGUGAACUCUACGUAUCGAACAAAGAACACAAAAGAAUUCUGAAAAAUCUUGGAGCUCACUACAAGAAAUCAAUGGAACUGGCACAGAGUCUUUUAACGGACAUCGUAGAGAUAUGGUGGCGCAUAGAAGAUACUUCCAAAGACGCUGAUCCGAUUACAGAUGGCCCGGAUUCGUAUAACCUGGCUGAUCUGCUUUUACUUGCCAAGGAUAGCGGACUGUGCCAUGAAACUCAUACUCUACCGCCUUCUGACGAUGAAGAUAAACCGAAACCUAUUGGCGGAUCAGAGAUCAACGAAACAUUGUCGGAGAACGAAGACCCUCAAUUAGAGAGCAGUUUAACUUUAAACACGACCAUUGUUCAGCCACCGAAGAAAAGCGAAACGAAAGAAGACUUAGUGAGGCGUCUCAAAUUGUUGGGUGAUGAACUGGAACAGAGCGAUCAUGAAUUACCGCCGAAACUUUUAACUGAUUUCAAAGAGGCAUGGCUUCGUAUAGCCAAUAAAUCAAAUGAGUUCUUCGACGUACGCAUUCCUCAGUCCAGACUGGAAGAAGAAGAUUUGAGAACUUACACGGCCCGGCUUUUAUUCCUUGCCAAUGAUCGGCCGUGCGAGUCACCGGACGAAACGUUCUUCAAAGGCCAUUGUCUUCUGCUCGGUCCGACUGAUCAUUGCCCAGAGAAUAUGGAGAUGAAUGACGGACCGAAGAACCAAGGAUUUUGUGACUGCGCUCCACUGGAUCCUGCCAAAGAAAAAUCCGAACUUCGGGUUGUUUAUUCAGCCCAGAAAAAGAAAUGCUACUCACAAAAUACGCAGGGUCCUUGUCCGAACGGGCAGUGGCUUGUACUCAAAAACAACGUUCCGCAGUGUGAAGAGAAUUCCGGUGGAUGUCCUACGGACGGUCGGCACGUCUAUUGGAGUCCAGAUGCAGGAGUUUUGAUGACUAAAAAAUGCUGGGAAAUUGGAACGAAAGGACCGUGCGAUCCGGAUGAACGACUCCAUCUGAGGCAAGACACUGGUGAUGUUGAGGUAUAUUGCGAUCGUAAUUUAGUCAGCAUUUCAUCGUCUGUGAUCAUUCCGCCCGUUCCAGCUUAUCGGGCUGCAUGUCAAGCAGGUAGUUACCGUAAGCAACGAUUGAAAUGCGAACGGCCAUUCUUGUAAAAGAAAUAUUCUGAUGGAGUUUCUAUCAAGUGAUUCGUUUAAGUCUAAAAGCCAAUCAAAUAGCCGUUGCGUGUUGUUGGCAUGUAAUCCAUUAUCUAAUCCUUCCAUGCUGUAUCUUAGGCAAUGUAAAAUAUACGUCGUAGUUGGUGUCUGGGAAUGUCUGCAAAUAAAGAAAAAGCUAUCGCCGUUCGAAUUUACAACAA
Daphnia carinata is the source of this 2471-nucleotide messenger RNA. RefSeq lists its product as uncharacterized. The record is from RefSeq and is a predicted model, not a curated record. The transcript is spliced from 7 exons. NCBI's taxonomy places the organism in Eukaryota, Metazoa, Arthropoda, Branchiopoda, Diplostraca, Daphniidae. The coding region runs from base 880 to 2268 and encodes 462 amino acids.